AUGAAAUAUAAUUGCUUUUCUUUCUCUGUUUAGCACUUUCAGACCAUGUUAAAGACUAAGUUGAAUGUCCUAACUCUUCGGAAAGAGCCUCUCCCGACAGUGAUCUUCCACGAACCAGAAGCCAUUGAGCUGUGCACCACAACUCCCCUCAUGAAGACCCGGACUCACACUGGAUGCAAGGUUACAUAUUUGGGUAAGGUUUCCACAACAGGGAUGCAAUUUUUGUCAGGCUGCACAGAGAAACCAGUCAUUGAAUUAUGGAAGAAGCACACGCUCGCCAGGGAGGAUAUUUACCCAGCUAAUGCCCUUCUGGAAAUUCGCCCGUUCCAAGUCUGGCUGCAUCAUCUGGACCUCAAAGGCGAGGCGACAGUCCACAUGGAUACCUUUCAGGUAGCACGUAUAGCCUACUGCACUGCUGACCACAACGUCAGCCCAAACAUCUUUGCUUGGGUCUAUCGGGAGAUCAACGAUGACCUGUCCUACCAGAUGGACUGCCAUGCUGUAGAGUGUGAGAGCAAGCUGGAGGCCAAGAAGCUGGCCCAUGCCAUGAUGGAGGCCUUUAAGAAGACUUUUCACAGCAUGAAAAGCGAUGGCCGGAUCCACAGGAACAGCUCGUCAGAGGAAGUGUCUCAUGAAUUUGAAUCUGACGAUGGCUGACUGAACUCAUUCACGGGUCAGCAAAGGCAGAAAUGGCCUAGGGAAUGAGAGCUGACAGAUGAAUAAGCGACAAUAGAAACAGGGGAAUGAAAGGACUGCCAAACACUUGUCUGACCAGCUUUUUAAAUCAAAAGAGCAAUUCAGUACCUACAGAUAUGCAUCGUUAAAGUAAUUACAUUACAUUGAAAUCUGCUGCUGUGUAAAAGUGAGAAAAAAGUUCCCUCCCCCAUCUCUCUCACUCACCCAUCACUGUCCUUUGCUCAUCUGUGUAGUUCAGGUGCAUACCAUGAAGUAGAGUCAUUCCUGUUUGUCUUACAAGACUGGUCAGGCAAUUUUAUUAGUUGCGCCUCUGGCAUUCCUAGCUGGGGGCUGAUGCUGAUGCGCAAGAGCGAGUAGACCUGGAAAGCCCUGAUGGUUCCCGAAGAAUAUUUCUCCAUGAUGCAUUGCAAAAAUCCUUUGACCGUGUGUAGGCUAAGACAGCCAUACAUAGCCUUUUAGACUAAUGGCCUGGCAUUCUGCAGUUAAUUCACAUUUCACAGGUAAAAAAUGAAAGCAGAUGCUUGUAUGUACACAUUAUAUCAUAUGCUAUCCUUUAUUUUAUUCAUUGUACCUAUUUUCUUAAUAUACCUGCUGCCACGUUUUUCACCCAACACCAGUAGUUGCAGUUUCAGACUAUAUACUGCAGGAUACCAAAAAAGGGGU
Molecule: messenger RNA, 1359 nt
Organism: Opisthocomus hoazin
Lineage: Eukaryota; Metazoa; Chordata; Aves; Opisthocomiformes; Opisthocomidae
Source: RefSeq, a predicted model, not a curated record